CUUUCAUUCAUGUGCGGACUGUGGAGGAGAGAUUACUCUUUACACAAUAAAGCGGUGACCUGCUUCAGAACUGUUUAUCAGUGGAAAUAGAGGGUGUAAACAUGGAGCCCAAAACUGUCAUGAAGGAGAAGUAUUUCAUCGUGACACGAGGGAAGUCGAGGAAAGGCUUCUGCCGGGGAUGCAUCGGCCGUGUGGAGGCAGAGACGCAGUGUGGGGAGCUGACGGGACUCCUGUACUCUGGUGGCAGCAACGUCGGGAGCCCCAAGAGCGGCGGCACGGUGCGGAGGGAGGACACGUACCCUCUGACCCGACACCAGGCCCAGCUCCUGCUCUUCGUCUCCUCUUUCAGCAAGCGUCUGGAGCUGCUGUGCAACCCCCAGCUGUUCUCAGCCAUCUGCGAGCUAACUCAGGACGACCUGGUGGUGGUGAAGCACAAGAAGGGACACCUGCCCGGCCUGGUGAAGAACCUGAUGCAGAUUGGGAGGAAGGAGAACAAAGAUGACCUCCAAAUGCUCGGCUUUGAGGUGGAAUUUGUGGACAGUGAUCACAACCAGUCAUCCAAGAAACCCACACCCCUGCCCUUGUUCAAUGCUGCAGACAUCAUUCAGGUGGUCCCGUCUUACUCGGUCCCCCUCGGACUGCACUGGAGAGACGGACAAUGUAAGGGUCUAAACACAAAAGCGGUGACACGCAUCAACUCCAUGCCAAACACAAGUUCCCGUGCACGCCUAGGGAGAGAGAGCCAUACGGAGCCCAGGGUCAUUCAGAACCAAAGCACGUCUCCUGCGCCUCUUGAGGUGGGGUCCAUGGUGGAGGUGAUGUCCAACUCUAAGAUCACAGUGUACGGAGUCGUCCAGUGGUUGGGAGUCCCUGCUGGAAAGACUGGUGACUGGGCUGGGAUCGAACUGGAAUAUGAGGUGAACGGCUGCUCUGAUGGGAAAUAUGGAGGCCAGAGAUAUUUCACCUGCAAAGCGAGCCGAGCUUUGUUUGUUCCUGUCACAAAGUGCAGCCCUGAUGCCAGAUUUCUCUACUCCUCUACAGGAAGUGGGACCUCAAAGCCCACUGAAAUACCUCCAGUUCCUCUAUUUGAGGACCCUGAGGAGGACGCACCACCUAUCCCUGAGUCAGAGGCCUUGUCUUUGUUAGAGGGAAGAAUGAAGGGGAUUCAGGGUCAUAUCAACUCCUGUUAUCUUGAUGCCACACUCUUCAGUUUGUUCAGCACGUCUGUGACCCUGGAUCAUAUCUGCAAGAAGCCUGCUGACACAGAGCAACCCAUAACCUGCACUCUGAGGAAAAUAGUCAACCGUUUACGCAGACAAGGAUUUGUGCCAACUGAGAGCGUCAUGAAUUUCCGCAAACAGCUCGGCUGCGACACAUUUCAAACAGAGGAAAAGGGUAUGCACCAUUAUCGAACAUGCAUUGAUUUCAAAUGUGUUUUAAUAGACCCUGAGGAGCUCAUCACAGUCCUCUUUCAGAAGGUGUUGAGCACGGAGCCACUUCUCAAGCUCAGAUCGAAGCGAGAAACAUGUCAGGGUGCCUACACCUUGCAGAUCUUUCUAGAAAAAGAGCAGAUGGGACAGAUGCCCACCGUCCAACAGCUGCUGGACACGUCCUGCCUGUCAGGUGACAUCAAGUUUGAUGAGGCACCGUACUGUCUCAUUGUUCAGAUGCCAAGGUUUGGAAACAAGUAUAAGAUGUUUUCUCACAUCAUCCCCUCCACUGAGCUGGAUAUCACAGAUAUUCUAUACAACUCUCCAAGAGAAUGCUUCGUCUGUGGACAUUUGGCAGAGUAUGAGUGUCUUCAGUGUCUACCAGAUCGCAAACUACAGCCAGGAAGAAUCAAACAGUUCUGCACUACCUGCAACACACAGGUGCACAGUCAUCCCACACGGCAGGGUCACUCCCCCAAACCUCUACAGGUUCCAGCAAAUGUCUCCCCUGACACUCCUGUGCCCAGACACAUGAUGCAGCUGUUUGCCGUGCUCUGCAUUAAAACCAGCCACUACGUGUCCUUUGUCAAAUACGGCCCUGACCCUCGCUCCUGGCUCUUCUUUGACAGCAUGGCAGACCGAUGCGGUGACGAUCAAAGUGGCUACAACAUUCCAGAGAUCCGAGCUUGUCCGGAGCUUGGCGACUUCCUGUCCCAGCCGGAGGAGGAGCUGGCUCGGGCCAACCCCUCCCAGACUCCUGAGCUGACGCGUAGGCUUCUGUGUGACUCCUAUAUGUUUUUAUACCAGAGCCCAGCCACGCCACUUUGAAUUCCAAACCAUCAGGAGCCUUAAACGCCCAUGAGGAUGAAGACACGCCGUUCUCACAACAGUGCCCCAAUAACCUUGCACCUCUACCUAAUCAGAGAGAUGUUCUGUUGGUUAAUACGUCCAAAUAGCAGGAACUGAAGUGGAUGUUUAAAACUAAAUGGAAAGAGACAAUAAU
Limanda limanda (common dab) is the source of this 2433-nucleotide messenger RNA. It is a transcript of the gene cyld2, whose product is annotated as cylindromatosis (turban tumor syndrome), b. Gene Ontology annotation, cellular component: cytosol. The coding region runs from base 102 to 2258 and encodes 718 amino acids. Gene Ontology annotation, molecular function: K63-linked deubiquitinase activity; cysteine-type deubiquitinase activity. The transcript is spliced from 14 exons. Gene Ontology annotation, biological process: protein K63-linked deubiquitination. The record is from RefSeq and is a predicted model, not a curated record. Lineage: Eukaryota; Metazoa; Chordata; Actinopteri; Pleuronectiformes; Pleuronectidae.